AAAUUUUGUUCUGGUUUAAUCGUAUUCCCUGUUCAUUCAUCAUUUCAUUUCAUAUCAAUUUUUUCUGCGAUUCUAGGGAUUUUGGAUUGAGACGAUUUGGAUUCAAUGGAGUCCGAAGAUUUAGAGCUUUAUGAUAUUGGAGGUGCAAUGGAGGAAGAAAAACGGCCAGGGGAGCUUCUCGCAGUCGGCCGUUCAGAUGAAAUCGCAGGGGAUUAUCUCACUGUGAAGCACACCGGCCCUGAUAACGGCGAGAGAUUUUUUCAGGCGGAAAAUCCGGCGCCGCGUAACCGUAUUGCUUAUAACUUCGAAGCUUUGAUCAAACAUGCUGGUGAAAAAGGAGAGAUUACUAUUGGUUUCUCCAAAGAACACGGUCGUGAAAAAGGGGUGGAACACUAUGGCUAUACUUCUAAUACUGGAGUCAUAUACGGACAAGAUGAUCAAGAUGUUGUAUUUGGCCAAACUUUUACCACUAAUGACAUAGUCGGAUGUGGGAUCGAUGGGGUUUCUCAUGACAUUUUUUUCAGCAAAAAUGGGGAGAGGGUAGGUUCAAUCCGCAGGCAAUUGAGUCAUCCUCUGUACCCGACCAUAGCUUUGCAUAACCCAAACGAAGAAGUUUCUGUCAACUUCGGACAGAUGGGGUUUUCUUUUGAUUUUGAGAAAUUUGAAGCAUCAUUGAGGGAUAAGAAAGAUAUGGAAAUUGAAAAGAUUUCCUUGUCGCGAAGCAUUAGUCAGGGGCUUGUCAAAACCUACCUCCAUCAUUAUGGUUAUGAAGAUUCCUUUAGAGCUUUUACCCUGGCUGCAAGUAAAGUUCCUCCUACUGAUGUUGCACAAGAAGCUGGUUUUGAUGAGUAUGAAUUGCAUCUACGGAAACAUCUCAGAGAGCUUAUAAUGACUGCUGAGAUUGAUGCUGCUUCUGCUGAACUCGAGAAUAGAUUUCCCCAACUUAUCGAGGUUGGAUCAGAAGUUUACUUCGUCCUUGUCUGUCAAAACAUCAUCGAAUUAGUACGGAAAGGGGCAAGAGCAGAAGCUAACACAUAUGCAAAGGAGAAGAACUUAGAAGACUUAAGAGAUUCAUAUCAAUUAAAAAAGCUUUUCGAUGGCUGCAAGGCUCUUCUUGAGUGUGAAACUGUUGAUGCUGCGGAUCUUUUAGGAGAGACACAUAAAGCCAGAGUAGCAGACUUUAUCAAUGAAGCAGUUUUAGCAACUAAUCCUCAGUACAAUCCUACUUCACUUGAGCAAGUUCUUAGACAGGUUGGAGCGACCUGCGCCCUCUACCGCUGUUGAUGAGAGAGAGGCUUUUGUUAAUUUGAAUCUUAGUGGUUAUAAAAAAUCGUGUUUUUUUUUUUUUAUGAUACUGAUCUUUGUGUAAACUAAUUUCCAAAUUUCUAAAAAGAAGAAAAGAAAAGGUCGUCCUUAACUGUAUAAUUUAUUGACCAUUUUGAUCUAUGGGAGCUUGAGAAAAUUUAUUAGAAGAGAGAUGAGUAGAUAUUUGUUCAGAACAGAUAAUGACAUAUACGUUUACUUAUCUAAUCAUUUCUUACGUA
Camelina sativa (false flax) is the source of this 1544-nucleotide messenger RNA. Its product is annotated as ran-binding protein M homolog. The record is from RefSeq and is a predicted model, not a curated record. Lineage: Eukaryota; Viridiplantae; Streptophyta; Magnoliopsida; Brassicales; Brassicaceae. Gene Ontology annotation, molecular function: protein binding.